UAGUGUGCGCACACCCAGGAGGCUCUGAAAUUAUGAUUACCUAAUUCGUAAUUGCUUAAAAGUUUACAUUACAUUACAAAGUAAAUGUAAUUAAAAUUAAAUAAGUACAGUACAUGUGCCUUAAUUACAAGCGAUUGCACAAAUGGUGCUAUUGCAGUAAAUAUUAUUACCUCAGAGAUAGCAAAGGUUAACAAAACCAUGCAUUCGACUUCUGAAUCCCCUAACGGGGCUAAACGGCUGAUUCAUGCAGUCUUUCGAUGUUGGCCCUUUUCUCGGAUAAUAAUUGCAGCAGAAAUGCGCGGAACAAUUCUUUUUUCUCGUUGUGCUGUUGCUGUAUAUUAUUUUCCUGUGUGUGGGCAGCAAGACACCGGAGCGAGGCAUGCAGUUUAAUGCGCAAAAUUACGACUGUCGCUGCAGUCACAUCUCCAACCACAACCUUCAGCGAUGCAGAUCUUAACCUGGACGACAUCAUCCAGCGGUCGGGGGAUACCCGGGAAGAUGAUAGAAUCAGUCUGAAAUUCCCUGAACAUGAUAAGAGAGCUACCAGCAAAAGUUCUGCAACGGAAGAGCACAUUUAUCGACCAAGAACUGGCGCAAAUCUAAUUUUAACUUGCGAAGCGUCCAUAGGCGGUGCAAAGGACAUCUCCUGGACCCAUCAGGGUAUACCCAUAUUCCAUAAAGGCCAACGUCUCGUCGAUGACGGAACCAAUAAUCAGUUUUAUAACGCCACCCACUGGGGCCGAGUGGCGAUCUUAGGUAUUCUAAAUGUAUCGUUGCAAUCAGGCGGCGAAGUCGUCUGCGUAGAAGAAUCGGCGGAUUUGGGCUUUAAGAGGGUUGUUCCGCUCAAACGGUUUACUGUUCAUGUAAAGGUCACUCGCGCUAACGAAAUCUUUUCGCGGAACAUGAAGGAGGUAUCCGUGAACGAAGGCGAAUUUUUCAACGUCACGUGUCAUGUUCGGCUUCCUCUGCCGCAGAGUACGGUGAAGAAUAUCCGCAAUUCAGUAAUGUGGCGUCUGAAUGGCGAAACCCGAUGGGCUCCCUCCGAAGAACCCUACGGGACAUAUUAUGCACGCAAGAGGCCGUAUAUUGCGCCUUUAACGGAACAGCUUUACCGCAGCAAUAGCACUGAUGUCCAAACGGAGUUUGUUGCCGUCAUGCUCUUCAACUUUUUGACGGCGACCGAGAGUGGAACUAUCGAAUGUUGGUUCCGGCCGGAUGGCGUCAGUCACGAAUGGAUAAUGCAGUCCAUUCGGUUGAUUGUAAAAGCUGGGAGAAGCCAGAAUCUUUAAAUGCAUCCAUCUUUUGUGCUACACGUACCCGUAUUCCAUUUUUCUGUGGAUAUGGCAGUACAACUACGACAGUGUCGAGCUUUUGAUAUUCAAUAUUUUUUCCUACUGGUGAGAACUGAGAAGCUCUGCUUUUUUGCGGUAAACUCGUGUAGUAUAGCUCUGGUCAACUGCGCAAUACCUUCAUCGCCUUUUUUCUCCUGAUAAGUUCUUUUUCGGUAGGUUAGCGAUUUGCUCUGAUAAUGAGCUAUACGUGUUAAUUAUACGAAUAGGAUAUGGUAUGUUUUGUUUUUCAAACUUUUUGUGAGUAGUUUUGCGAUAACUUUUAGAGCACUAACAAUUUAUAAUGAUCAUAUAAAGCCGGUUUG
Paramacrobiotus metropolitanus is the source of this 1654-nucleotide messenger RNA. RefSeq lists its product as uncharacterized. The record is from RefSeq and is a predicted model, not a curated record. NCBI's taxonomy places the organism in Eukaryota, Metazoa, Tardigrada, Eutardigrada, Parachela, Macrobiotidae. The coding region runs from base 258 to 1289 and encodes 343 amino acids. The transcript is spliced from 3 exons.